Saccoglossus kowalevskii is the source of this 1378-nucleotide messenger RNA. RefSeq lists its product as uncharacterized. NCBI's taxonomy places the organism in Eukaryota, Metazoa, Hemichordata, Enteropneusta, Harrimaniidae. The record is from RefSeq and is a predicted model, not a curated record.
UUGAGUCACUCACAAAGUACUGAUCAACGCGUAGAUACUCUUCUAUACUGAUCGAGUUUGCAUAAGAUGUCGCAGCCACCACACAACCCUGACUUUCCACCACCUUACAGUGCUAAUCCUCCCCAUGGACAGGCUGCAUAUCCCCAGGCAGGAUACCCACAGGGACAGGUGGCAUAUCCCCAGGGCGGAUAUCCCCAGGGUGGAUAUGCCCAGGGACAAGUGGCAUAUCCCCAGGGUGGAUAUCCCCAAGGUGGAUAUGCCCAGGGACAGGUGGCAUAUCCCCAAGGUGGAUAUCCCAAAGGUGGAUAUCCCCAAGGACAGGCACACCUCCAGGGGCAGGCUGGAUACCCACAAGGGGGAUAUCCUGCUCAACGACCUGCUCAUCAUACAACGAUAAUUCAAACAAAUCAGCCCGUUGUUGUGAGGCCAUCCAGUGGUUCAUCUAAAUCGUCAGCUGGUGGUCUGCUAAGUUCAUUAAGCAAAGGAGCAGGAAAAUUAGCCAAAGGGGCGUAUGAUACGGUCACUCAUGAAGUGGAUAUCCAUGCAAGCAGUGCAACAUUGAAAAAGUUCUCUACUGGGAAUGUAGUUGAGUUGACAUCUCGUGUGACAAGUAAUGGACUUCGUAUUUUACCCAAUAGUCAAGUAGAUGCCAGGGCAAGUCCCAAUGAACCUUGUGCUCAUUUCACCUGUAUUAAUGAAGGACAUAAUAUUGUAAUAUUGCGUAAUAUUGCCAACCCAGCAUUUCAUCUGACAAUUACCAGUAACCAUGUAUCAGGAAGGGGAACUGGUGGCUUUCCAUGUAAAUUUCGAAUUCACGAAACACUGAAGGGGUUUGUAACCUUGGAGUCUUUACAAAGUCCUGGUCAGCAUAUUGGUGUAACGGCUGAUGGCACUAUGAAAGCAGCCAAUCUUGUUGGUAAAGAUAAUGAUGCUCAGUUCAGUGUCAGACUUGUGGCAAGUGCAUACCCAUCUGCCGGUGUAGGAGCUACACAGACAACUGUGGUUGUUCAACAACAAUAUCCCCCAACAUAUAAAUAUAAAUAAAACACAAGAACAUUGUCAAUACAUGAUGAGAACACGGAUGAAAUGUUUAUACAGUUGAUAGAUUUUCUAUAUUUUUUUUGAAUUGUGCCAUUAAAAAUAAAAUAUUUUUUCUAUUUGAUACAUGCCUAAUAUAUGUAAACAAAAUAUUCAUACUACGAUAUUAUAAUUAGCAUGUAUGAGUCAAAUUAUUGUAAAAUAGUUUUUGAUUUUAGUAAGAUAUUAAUUUACAGUUGGAUACAUAUUUACAUUUACACAAUUAACUAUUUUACUGAUUUAUAAAUAUGAUGAGACUGAAAUAUUCAGAUUGGAUUGAUAAGUACCAGUUUGACUAGCC